Messenger RNA from Cotesia glomerata, 825 nucleotides. Its product is annotated as peptidyl-prolyl cis-trans isomerase cyp11-like. The record is from RefSeq and is a predicted model, not a curated record. Gene Ontology annotation, molecular function: peptidyl-prolyl cis-trans isomerase activity. NCBI's taxonomy places the organism in Eukaryota, Metazoa, Arthropoda, Insecta, Hymenoptera, Braconidae. Gene Ontology annotation, cellular component: intracellular membrane-bounded organelle. Gene Ontology annotation, biological process: protein peptidyl-prolyl isomerization; protein folding.
UACUGAUUGCUAAUAUAGAUAUAGUACAUUAAAAAGUAUUAUCUUUUAUCAGUUCAGAGACUAAAUUCACAAGUAUUUUUACGUAAGCUAUGAUUUGCAGUAUUUUUAUAUACUGAGUAUAAUUUUUAUUAUACUGAGUUGCAGUCUGCAUUAGAGGUUAAAAAAAGUAAACUUCAAUCAGUGGGAAUCUUAAAAUGUCCAGGAUGAAAGUAAAUCCACGUGUGUUUUUCGACAUUGAAGUUGGAGGCCUUCCCAUGGGACGAGUUAUUUUCGAAUUGUACAUGGACAUUUGUCCACGUACAUGUGAAAAUUUUCGUGCAUUAUGUUGCGGUGAAUUGGGACUUGGCAAAACAACCGGGAAACCAUUGCACUACAAGGGCACAGUUUUUCAUCGGGUUGUCAAGGAUUUUAUGAUCCAAGGCGGUGAUUUUUCAGUGGGUAAUGGUACUGGUGGAGAAUCUAUUUACGGAGGGACUUUUCCAGAUGAAAACUUUUCGGUUCAUCAUAUAAAGCCAUUUCUUCUUUCGAUGGCCAAUCGUGGUAAAGAUACUAAUGGUUCCCAGUUCUUUAUUACAACGCAACCAGCGCCUCAUCUCGACAAUGUCCAUGUGGUUUUCGGAGAAGUUGUUUCCGGCCAAGAAGUUGUUUCACACAUUGAGGGUCUUCCAGUUGAUAGGAUGUCUCGACCACUCCAAGAUGCCAAAAUCGCCAAGUGUGGAGAACUAGUUUUGAAAGUCAAAACAAAAUCAAAAAAACGAGAGAAGGAUUCAAGUUCUAGCGGCUCAGACUCCGACUCAUCAACGGAUAAGAAGAAGCGUAAAAAAC